GCAGUGAGUGUGCCUCGCGUGUCUCUCCGGAAACCCACAACAAAUGUUUGCAUGGCUGAUGUUCAAGGCCUCACUCAGCCUGUGAUGAAGGGCGAGAGGGCUUGGCACAGUCACAAGUUAUUUUAGGAGGAUACUUUCAUUGGGGCGUCACCGGUGAUGGCGAGAUGGACCUUAUUUAAGGCAGCCGGGAGCAUCUACCGUGGGACAGAAGCAUCAGGGGAGUGAAUCAAGAUGCCAAACUGGGGAGGUGGUGCCAAGUGUGCGGCCUGUGAGAAGACAGUCUACCAUGCUGAGGAGAUCCAGUGCAACGGAAGGAGCUUCCACAAAACAUGCUUCAUCUGCAUGAGCUGCAGGAAAGGACUGGACAGCACCACAGUUGCAGCGCAUGAGUCCGAGAUUUACUGCAAGUCCUGCUACGGCAAGAAAUAUGGGCCAAAAGGUUACGGAUACGGACAAGGAGCUGGAGCCCUGAGCUCUGAUCCUGUUGGAGCGCAUGUGGACCUACAGUCUGAUGACUCUAAACCACGGCCGUCCUCCACAAACGCCACUUCUAAUAAGUUUUCCCAGAAGUUUGGAGGGUCUGACCGCUGCCCUCGCUGCUCCAAAGCUGUCUAUGCAGCAGAGAAGGUGAUGGGAGCAGGGAAGCCUUGGCAUAAAACAUGUUUCCGCUGUGCCAUUUGUGGUAAAAGUCUGGAGUCCACCACAGUAACAGACAAGGAUGGAGAACUAUACUGCAAAGUCUGCUAUGCCAAAAACUUUGGGCCAAAAGGGUUCGGACUGGGCAACGAGGCCAUGUUGGAGGCGCGAGAGUGAACAUUGGAAGAGCCUUAAUCUUUAUUACACCUUUGACACUGCUCUGGUUUGUUUGUAGUAAACCACAUUUGUACCAAAACAAAACGGAAAUUGUGUAUUCAUUUAUUAGUUAAAAAAAAAGUAGACUAGACUGUUUUAUUGUUUAUAUUUGCAUCCAAAAAUAUUUAAAAACAAAUGAAAUUACUGGCUGUAGACCAGGGGUGUCCAAAGUAUGGCCCCGACCACGUCACAUUAUUACCACAAACAAAAGGAUCAGCAAUAAAAAAAAUAGAGCAAAAGGUAAAAAAUAAAAUCUGAAAUAUUGAUACUGCACAACAUAAGUGAAUUACAUAACAUUUUUUGGCCUUUGCAUAAAAUGUUAAAAUAUCAAUGUGACCCGUCGUAACUUUGAUUUUUCAGUAUGUAGCCCCCAGUGGAAGAAGUUUGGACACCACAGCUGUAAAUAAGAGAAGUAGUGAGAACAGCCAGGCCUUCAACUAUUCUUUCUCAGUUGAUAUAUAAUGACGCUGUUAGCAUUGUUGGUUGCAUGCUUGCUUUGCAUUCAUUAACAGUCAGCAACAUGUGUGAAAAAUGUAUGAAUGAGUCCAAUGAAGUCUGUCAGUAGUGGAAUGAGGCUGAUAAAAUAA
Messenger RNA from Dunckerocampus dactyliophorus (ringed pipefish), 1439 nucleotides. RefSeq names its product cysteine and glycine-rich protein 3 (cardiac LIM protein) (gene csrp3). Gene Ontology annotation, cellular component: cytoplasm; Z disc; nucleus. The coding region runs from base 232 to 813 and encodes 193 amino acids. Gene Ontology annotation, biological process: cardiac muscle contraction; muscle tissue development; sarcomere organization. The transcript has 6 exons. Gene Ontology annotation, molecular function: structural constituent of muscle; actinin binding. NCBI's taxonomy places the organism in Eukaryota, Metazoa, Chordata, Actinopteri, Syngnathiformes, Syngnathidae. The record is from RefSeq and is a predicted model, not a curated record.